Messenger RNA from Eremomyces bilateralis CBS 781.70, 1695 nucleotides. RefSeq names its product beta-glucan synthesis-associated protein SKN1. The transcript has 5 exons. The record is from RefSeq and is a predicted model, not a curated record. Gene Ontology annotation, molecular function: glucosidase activity. Lineage: Eukaryota; Fungi; Ascomycota; Dothideomycetes; Eremomycetales; Eremomycetaceae. The coding region runs from base 1 to 1695 and encodes 564 amino acids. Gene Ontology annotation, biological process: fungal-type cell wall organization; (1->6)-beta-D-glucan biosynthetic process. Gene Ontology annotation, cellular component: plasma membrane; endoplasmic reticulum membrane.
AUGCACCCCCCCUCGCCGCUGUCCGCGUCGCGCCGCUCCAGCUGGAGCUCCGAGGCGAGCAGCGACAGUCGGAUGAACCCGUUCGCAUCGCCGUACGACGACUCGCGCGCGCCGUCGCGGGCCGACAGCGAGGACGAGGGACUCAACACGCAGACCGUGUCGGAGAAGUUUAACAUCCAGCCGUCCGCGGGGCUGUUGCUGUAUCCGGAGGAUGUGGAGAAGGAUGACUACCUGCAUAAUCCGGGACCCGAGGACGAGAAUCGGGAGUGCAACAUCUUCACGCGGAGAGGGUUUGUGAAUAUUGGGGGGUUGGCGUUGAUUACGCUGGGGAUCUUGUUCCUGUUCAUCGGGUAUCCGAUCUUGACGUUCGUUCGCAGCGCGCUGGAGCUGAAGGAUGACGGGUGCACGAAUAAUCCGAUGUGCCUGGAUGUCGGUGACGUUCCGAAAAUGAAGAACAUCCGGACGGGCUUGAUUGAUCCGGAUACGCCGGACUCGGUCAAGACACGGACGACCGCGAAGGGUGUGAAGCAGAAUUUGGUGUUCUCCGACGAGUUCAACGUUGAUGGACGGACGUUCUACGAAGGCGAUGACGCAUACUGGACGGCCGUCGACAUUUGGUACGGUGUGACGCGAGACUUAGAGUGGUACGACCCUGACGCCGCCACCACCAAAGAUGGCACCCUCAACAUCCAAUUCGAUGCCUUCCAAAACCACGGCCUCAACUACCGCUCCGCCAUGCUCCAAUCCUGGAACCAAUUCUGCUUCACAGGCGGCACCCUCGAAGCCAGCAUCUCCCUCCCCGGCCGCGGCGACACCAUCGGCUUCUGGCCCGGCUUCUGGGCUAUGGGCAACCUGGGCCGUCCGGGCUACGCCUCGUCCACCGAGGGCAUGUGGCCGUUCAGCUAUCACGACGAAUGUGACGCUGGCAUCACCGCGAAUCAGAGCCAGGUCGAUGGCCUGAGUUCGCUGCCCGGGAUGAAACUUCCCGCGUGUCCGUGCAAGGGCGAGGAUCAUCCGAACCCAGGAAAAUCGCGCAGCGCCCCGGAAAUCGACGUGAUCGAAGCGUCGGUGUCAUUUCUGAAUACGGGCGAGGGAGUGGGGAGCGUGUCGCAGAGUUUGCAGGUCGCUCCGUUCGACAUCUUCUGGCAGCCUGACUAUGACUACACAGAAAUCUACGACCACCGCGUCACCGAAGUCAACGGCUACGCCGGAGGUGUGUACCAACAAGCCAUCUCCGGCGUCUCCAACCUCAACAACGACUGGUAUGACGGCAAAUCCUACCAAUCCUACGCCUUCGAAUACGACCCGGGCGCCGAAGGCUACGUCACCUGGUACAUCGGCGACCAGAAAACCUGGACCGUCGACAGCAAGGCGGUGCGGCAGAACGGCAACGUCGGCCAGCGGCCUAUCCCCACGGAGCCGUUGGCCAUGGUGAUCAACUUCGGCAUGUCGGAGGGGUUCGCGUCGUUGAAUUUGACGGGGCUGGCGACGUUGAUGCCGGCGACGAUGCGCGUGGAUUACGUACGGAUCUAUCAGGAUGAGGGGAAGGAAUCGACGACCUGCGAUCCGCCGGGGUAUCCGACUACGCAGUAUAUUGAGGACCAUCCGAUCUCGUAUCGGAAUCCGAAUAUAACCAUGUGGGAGGAUACCGGGUACGGAUGGCCGAAGAACUCGCUCGUCCACGGCUGUUCAUGA